AUGGCGAGUUCAGCUUUGCAGCGCUCGAUGGCCAUGCCUGACGCAAAGGCGGAUUUCGCAACGGCAUGGGCAUUUCUGAAAGAGGGCUUAGACGAGAUCAUCUCACUUGGUUUUCAAGCUAGCAACUAUGCGAAAUACAUGUCCAUGUACUCGGUGCUUGCACUAGUGCAAUGGAAGACUCAUUUCCUCAUUCCUCAACAUCGGAAGUUGGUCGGAACCCUUAUCCACCUCAGCCGAGACGAGAGGGAAGGUUUGAAGGUCGAUACAAGCUCUAUCAAGACGAUCACGGAUUCGUUAGCAUCCGUUUACAAAGAGCUCUUUGAGACGCCCUUCCUGGACGCCACAGAAAUAUAUUACACGUCAAUCGCCAACGCUAUCAGCAAGGUUUGCAAUGUCUCGGAGUAUCUCAAAUGGUUAGAGGAUCGGCUUCGGGAUGAAGGAGAUCGAGUGGAUCGGAUGGUAGAGACGAUGACUUGCAGCGCUCCUACACUCUUUUUUUCCAAGGGUUUGGAGUGCGUGCGAGAUACGUUCGAACGGCGCCUGAAGAAGGCCUUUGUGUCUGCGCUGUCAGAGGGGGCUACCGGUGGCAGCCUAGAUUCGAAGAAGUUCGUUGACACAUUACUGGACGUUCGUCAGAAGAAUAUGGAAGUCAUAACGAACAAAUUCGGGGGUGAAGCAGGCUUCAUGGCUAUCCUUGACAAAGCUUGCAGUGAUGUGGUGAACGGGAAUACGGCGAUAGGCGUUUCCUCUUCGAAGUCGUCUGAAAUGCUUGUGCAGUAUGCCGAUGAUCUCGAGCGAGCGAGUAAAGACUUUGAAAAGGCACCUACGAGAGAAAUUACAACUCGCCUGCUUGUGCUGUUUAGAUAUGUAGAAGACAAGUCUCACGUGCACGCUUCUUAUGAGCGUAUGCUCUCACAAAAUAUUGUCGACCUUGAUGCGUCCGAGCCCACGCCUCGCUCUAAUACGAACCCGAGGGAUGUGGAUCAGUCUAUAACGGUAUAUGGUAGGCCAACUGAUGUAUCCCAUCCAUCUGCAGUCAAGUCCGACAUUAGCCGAGCGCAAAAAGCUGCUCAGAGCUCUAAUAGCAGUUUUGGCGCGGCACUUUUCCGCAGAUGUCCUUCCCAGCUCGAUUACCUCAUCGAGGUUCAAGACGAGAAUCGUGACUUCUGGCUAGUGUCCUGUCUUGUGUACUACGAUGCCAUCAUGCGACGAAUCGGUAUCAGUAUAGCUGCUGCGCCCCAAGGACUCAAUGAAAGUGCCGGGGGGGGGGGGGGGGGUGUUCGCGAAGAAGUAUCUGCACACAAAGGGUCGACUUGCGUAUAUAUAUCAUGCCAGUCGUAUCUCGUUGAUCAAGUUACUAACACCCCCCUCCGCCCCCAACUUGAACUCUUUGAAAUUCACACCUCGAUCAUGAGUACCAAAAAGUUGCCAAACGAGACAGAGGUUGCAGGCCAGGCUGGAGUAGGACGCCAAGCCCCAAUGGCAAGCAGCGCAAGCCGCAAGAAUGUAGGAAACGUGCGUGAGCGGAACCCCAGCCCCACUUCUUCUGGGAACCCUACUCCACCCUGCCCCCCCAACCCCAGCCUCAGCCUCGCCCUUCCCUUCGCCGUCCGACGAGAGCGCCAGGCCGGAGCUGACAGCCGCCCACCGGCGCCUGCACCGCUGCACGCUCCAGCUCGCGCUCUUCACGCACACGGAGCAGCCCGACGCGGCGGCGGGGCGGCGCUGGAGGAGGCGGAGGCGGGCUUGAAGGGGCUGAAGGGGUUCUUUCGACACCCCGCUGCCGUCGCCGUGUCUGAACAUUACGGUGACGGUCGAGCCGGGCGACGGGCCGUCGUCUAG
Molecule: messenger RNA, 1842 nt
Organism: Serpula lacrymans var. lacrymans S7.9
Lineage: Eukaryota; Fungi; Basidiomycota; Agaricomycetes; Boletales; Serpulaceae
Exons: 9
Coding region: 1-1842 (613 amino acids)
Biological process (GO): protein ubiquitination; SCF-dependent proteasomal ubiquitin-dependent protein catabolic process
Cellular component (GO): SCF ubiquitin ligase complex
Molecular function (GO): ubiquitin protein ligase binding
Source: RefSeq, a predicted model, not a curated record